This is a messenger RNA of Manis pentadactyla (Chinese pangolin), 1012 nucleotides long. Its product is annotated as WASH complex subunit 5-like. Lineage: Eukaryota; Metazoa; Chordata; Mammalia; Pholidota; Manidae. Gene Ontology annotation, biological process: endosome organization; actin filament polymerization; endosome fission. The transcript is spliced from 5 exons. The coding region runs from base 17 to 421 and encodes 134 amino acids. Gene Ontology annotation, cellular component: endosome; WASH complex. The record is from RefSeq and is a predicted model, not a curated record.
UCAAGACUGGCAAAGUAUGUACCAGUCCACUCACAUUCCGAUACCAAAGUUUACACCUGUGGAUGAGUCUGUCACAUUUAUUGGUCGGCUCUGCAGAGAAAUCUUGCGGAUCACAGACCCAAAGGCUCUCCUAGCGGACAUCGAAGCCCACUAUCAGGACCCUUCACUGCCUUACCCCAAAGAAGAUAACGCACUCUUAUACGAGAUCACAGCCUAUCUGGAGGCAGCUGGCAUUCACAACCCACUGAAUAAGAUAUACAUAACAACAAGGCGCUUACCCUAUUUCCCAGUUGUCAACUUUCUGUUUUUGAUCUCCCAGUUGCCAAAACUUCAGUACAACAAAAACCUAGGAAUGGUCUGCCGGAAGCCUGCCGACCCGUGGAUUGGCCGCCGCUUGUUCUGGGACUGCUCACCCUGCUGAAGCAGUUUCAUUCCCGGUACACAGAACAGUUCCUGGCGCUGACCGGCCAGUUUAUCCGCUCCACAGUGGAGCAGUGUACAAGCCAGAAGAUACCCGAGAUGCCUGCAGAUGUUGUGGGUGCCCUUCUGUUCCUGGAGGAUUAUGUUCGGUACACAAAAUGCCCAGGAGGGUAAGCAGCAGAUAAAGACAGUGUUGAUGCCCUUUUUAUAAGGUCCUUUGAACUUGCUAGGAGUGAAGUCCAGUAGCUCACUCACCUUGGCUGCCUCCGAGCCCCUUGCCGGUGCUCUGCCCCACAGCUCUAAAAUUCCCCGUCCUCCCUGGUAAGUGCUUUGCAAGGAGACAGUUUAACACACCUUCCUUGCUCUUCUCCCUCUUUACCCCACCUUCCUCCUGUCAGCAGCUCACCCAGUUCAGGAGUUGGGAUGGGCAAUCCAGGAGAGAAUUUCUUUAGUGGCAGGGAUAGAAAGGUAAUUGUGUGGUUGUUUCCUUUCCCCAGUAAUGGUUCUCAAGCAAGUUGAUUAUUUUCACAGCAUGGCGAAAAUUAUACCAUCCAUACUACUGUUCCCAAAAAUGACAGACUUGCUUUUUACC